Messenger RNA from Vombatus ursinus (common wombat), 2159 nucleotides. It is a transcript of the gene SPMIP7, whose product is annotated as spermatogenesis associated 48. The coding region runs from base 1 to 1335 and encodes 444 amino acids. The record is from RefSeq and is a predicted model, not a curated record. NCBI's taxonomy places the organism in Eukaryota, Metazoa, Chordata, Mammalia, Diprotodontia, Vombatidae. The transcript is spliced from 10 exons.
AUGAUAUCGGAUCAUAGAUUUGGACAGAUCAUUAUCCCUAAGCAUCCCAUCAAUGCAGUAAAAGUGCCAUUGAAGAAAAUGGAUUACCCUCACUACUGUCAUAUCCUAAAAAGAAUGAAAAUGCCCUUUGUGAGAGGAAACGAGGAUAGACAUUUCUUUGGCAGUUUUGAAGAUAAAGACAGUCUUUCUUUCCUGAAAUUUCACCCUUAUCCUUCUCCUGUCCAGCCAGACUAUCAUUUAUAUCAUCCUUACCCCCCACCUCCUGGGAAAGAUUAUGCUUUAUUUCCACAUCGAGAUGAUGUGCCAUUGGGUGAUCCUUGUUCAGGGUUUAUGAGUCCUGGAGGUGAUGCUGAUUUGCUGCCUGGAGUUGGCAAAACCAUCCCAAACCUAGUAAGUUACUCUGAUGUGAAGCCUCAACAACGAAUCCCUUUAACAGACCAAGAAUUGCAGACAGAAAUUAAGAAGCGAACAACAUUAUUGGAAGAACUAAAUGAAGACCCAAGGUGGAAUUCCAGGAAAGUAUCUGAUGCUGCCAUCAGAGCGAGACUUGGAGGUUGGACAAGUCCAAUGAAAGUUAUUCCUGCUAAAUCUAAAAUGCGAGGCAAUUUAACCACGUUAAGGUUUUCAUUUGACGAUUCAAAAUGUAAGAGUGAAGAAGGCGGAGCUCCAGCAUGGGUGAGUGAGGAACAGAAAGUAAUAGAAUCAUUCUGCAAGUCCAGUACACAAAAAGCAUAUGAAGCAGUUCCACUGGAUCAGAUGUAUCCACCAAAGCUUGACCCACCACUAACAACAUUUGAAAAGAAGGCUGACCCAGUUUCACAGUGCUUUACACUGAAAAGAUAUGAAUGGGUGCCAUCAAUAAGUCAGUUUGUCGGAGGCCUCUGGGACAGGUUUCAAACAAGAUCCUUCACGUCACCACAAAGACCAAUUAAUUAUGUGAGCCCAAGUUCUCGAACCCAAUAUAUUCCUCUUUACACUGGUUAUGUUGAAUCAUCAAACCCAGAUGACAGAGAUGAUCCUGAUGGUGACCUUACAUCUUUGGGCAAGCCUCGGACCUCGAGGAUCCUUUACACACCUACAAGCCGCACUGCAAAUAUUCCGGGAUAUAUUGGCAAGGUUCAUUUCACAGCCACCCACCCAGCAAAUUCUGAUAUUCCACCAACAACCCCAGCCACAAGUUCAGCAGCUCGACGCACCUUAUGGGAAAGUAAGGAGGUGCCUAAUUAUCGUCACAUGGGACCUUUAUCAAAAAUGGUAACUCUGGUGGACCCAUGCAACUCUUUCAAUGGGAUGGUAAAGCAAACGGUGAAGUCAUUUAAGACUCCUGCUCUAUAAGUGGUUAAAUGCCUCAGUCAAUUUAUCUCUUGCCUUCAUUCCUUUGUCCUUCAUGCCUGGAAUGUACUCUCUUGCUGCCUCUGAGAAUUCCUAGCUUCCUUCAAGAUUCAGCUGAAAUAAGGACCUUUCCUGAUGCCAUCAACCACUAGUCCCUUCACCUCCAAAUCACAUUGUCUAUUUUGUAUGUUACUACCAUAUAUAUGUGUUGACUCCCUUGGUGAGACUGUAAGCUUCUUCAGGUCAGGGACUGUUUUUGCUUUUGUUUUUGUACCCCCAAUGAAUAGUCCAUAGUAAGCAUUUAAUAGUUUCUUAUUAAAUGAAUGAUAGCCCCAGUUUCCCAAAAUUGUAAAAGGUAGAUAAUGUUCUUUGUAGUAAGUAUAUACUCCACAUGAUUGUUGAGAGGCUUGAAUAAUGUACGUAAAGCAUUUUGCAAGCUUUAAGUUGAUGUAGAAACUCAUACUAUUACCGUUUAUUCUGAAUAGCUGGAGCUAGUAAAGAAGAAAAGUAGACUUGACCAGCUCAUUCCCAAGGAAUUAUGCAAUACUAUAUUAUGAUUUUUUAUGCUUCAAAAUAAGAAGGGCCAAGAUGGGUAAAAUAAGUAUAUACACACAAGUGAAAACACACACACAGAGACAAGCCUCUAUUUGAAUAAGGGAAUGCCCAAUCUAAAUUUGAUUUUUUGUCUGGCUCCAAAGCAUUCCGACCAUAGUUAACACAGGCAAGGGCAAAAAUUAUAUCUAGACAAUAGUGUGUGAGUUUGCAUCAUUAUACUAACAAAAAAAAGUUCACUUAAAUGCAAAAAUGUUUUCAUGACUCACUGUAAG